AAGAAGCGCAGCUAUUUCAAGGCAGAUGGGGUCUUUGAAAAAGCGACCUCUGCAGCUUUAAAAAACGGUGAAUGGUUGUUUUAAAUUACAGUCCACGUGAAGCUAGCGCGUUUCUAUUGAUCGCCCCUCAGUGUUGGCUAACGCGGCACUGGUGCUGUGCAGUAGGGCUCUGCAGUUGUGAGGAUGCUAGAGAUGCUGCUUUAAUUCAACGUCAGAUCAAGUUUGAUCAAUAUCCCCCUGCUGGCCCAAUUGGAAGAGCCUUAUUCACAAUCCGCGCUGGUCCUCCUGCUCUACCACCAUCUUUGGGAUACCUCACUUAUUUUUUUCAGUGGCAGAGAAUUUGAUCCGCAACCCAGCUUGCAUUUCAACCUGACUGGGGUACUGUGAAAGAAAAAGAAAAGAAAGAAAGGGCUGAAGAAUAAAAAACUGGAGGAUUGCCUCAGCGUUGCAAGGCUGUGAAUACAUGCUUCUGCCUUUUCACUUUCGGUUUAGGAGUUGAAUUUAGAGGUUGGAGAAAAUGGGACGUAGCGUUGUACAGACUGUCUUUUUUCUAAUGUGGCUUGUCGGUAAAUCGUUUGGUGGCUUUCCUAACACGAUCAGUAUAGGAGGACUUUUCAUGAGAUCUACAGCGCAGGAGCACAGCGCUUUCAGGUUUGCCGUACAACUGUACAACACAAAUCAAAAUGUGACCGAAAAACCCUUUAAUCUGAACUAUCAUGUGGAUCACCUCGAAUCAUCCAACAGCUUUUCUGUGACUCAUGCUUUCUGCUCACAGUUCUCACGAGGAGUUUACGCCAUCUUUGGCUUUUACGACAAGAAGUCAAUGAACACGCUCACCUCGUUCUGUGGGGCCCUCCAUACUUCCUUCGUCACGCCCAGUUACCCGACAGGCGCCGAUGUUCAGUUUGUCAUCCAGAUGAGGCCAGCGUUGAAAGGGGCCAUCUUGAGUCUCCUCGCCCACUACAAAUGGGAGAAGUUUGUGUACCUUUAUGACACAGAAAGAGGAUUCUCCAUUCUACAAGCAAUCAUGGAGUCAGCUGUGGCAAACAACUGGCAGGUGACCGCGCGGUCAGUGGGGAGUAUAAGCGAUCCACAGGAAUUCAGACGCAUCAUUGAAGAAAUGGACAGGCGGCAAGAGAAACACUACUUAAUAGACUGUGAGGUCGAGAGGAUAAAUGCCAUCCUGGAGCAGGUUGUAGUCCUUGGUAAACACAGCCGAGGUUACCAUUAUGUUCUGGCUAACCUGGGCUUCUCAAAUGUUAGCAUGGAGAGGGUCCUGCAAGGCGGAUCAAAUAUAACAGGGUUUCAGAUUAUCAACCCUGAAAACCCAAUCGUACAGCAGUUCAUGCAGCGCUGGGUCCGCCUGGAUGAAAGAGAAUUCCCUGAAGCGAAAAACACUCCGCUGAAGUACACGUCUGCUCUGACCCACGAUGCCAUACUCGUGAUCGCUGAAGCCUUUCGGUACCUGAGACGGCAGCGGGUGGACGUGUCGAGAAGGGGCAGCACUGGAGACUGCUUAGCCAACCCUGCUGUACCCUGGAGCCAAGGCAUUGACAUUGAGAGAGCUCUGAAAAUGGUCCAGGUUCAGGGCAUGACAGGAAACAUCCAGUUUGACACCUUUGGUCGGAGAUCAAACUACACCAUCGAUGUGUACGAAAUGAAAGCUGGCGGUUCCCGAAAGGUGGGCUAUUGGAACGAAUACGAGAGAUUCGUGUACAUCAUGGAUCAGCAGGUCACCAACGACUCCUCUUCUAUGGAAAAUCGAACGAUCAUAGUCACUACCAUCAUGGAAGCUCCUUAUGUGAUGCUGAAGAAAAACUACGAGCAGCUGGAAGGGAAUGAAAGAUACGAAGGCUACUGUGUCGAUUUAGCUUCUGAAAUUGCGAAGCAUGUUGGAAUAAAAUACAAACUGUCGGUUGUGGCAGAUGGAAAAUAUGGAGCGAGAGACUCAGAAACUAAGAUAUGGAAUGGUAUGGUGGGUGAACUUGUAUAUGGGAGAGCAGAUAUAGCUGUUGCACCGCUUACUAUAACACUGGUACGAGAAGAAAUGAUUGACUUUUCUAAACCCUUUAUGAGCUUGGGGAUCUCCAUUAUGAUAAAGAAGCCUCAAAAGUCCAAACCUGGAGUGUUCUCCUUCCUGGACCCAUUGGCCUAUGAAAUUUGGAUGUGUAUAGUGUUUGCCUAUAUCGGAGUCAGUGUGGUGCUCUUCCUGGUCAGCCGAUUCAGCCCUUAUGAGUGGCAUUUGGAUGACAAUGAUGAAGCGCGUGACCCCCAGACCCCACCGGACCCGCCAAACGACUUUGGGAUUUUUAAUAGCCUCUGGUUUUCUCUGGGGGCCUUUAUGCAGCAAGGAUGCGAUAUUUCACCAAGAUCCCUGUCAGGACGAAUUGUUGGAGGUGUGUGGUGGUUCUUCACCCUCAUCAUCAUUUCAUCCUACACCGCCAAUCUUGCUGCUUUCCUCACUGUGGAGAGGAUGGUGUCCCCCAUUGAAAGCGCAGAAGAUCUGGCCAAACAAACCGAUAUCGCGUACGGGACCCUGGACUCGGGCUCCACCAAAGAAUUCUUUAGACGGUCGAAAAUAGCCGUUUACGAGAAAAUGUGGUCUUACAUGAAAUCCGCAGAACCCACUGUGUUUGCCAAGACAACACCGGAUGGGGUUGCCCGGGUACGAAAGUCGAAGGGAAAGUUCGCCUUUCUUCUCGAAUCCACCAUGAACGAGUAUAUUGAGCAGCGGAAGCCCUGCGACACGUUGAAAGUGGGCGGGAACCUCGACUCUAAGGGCUAUGGUGUGGCGACCCCCAAAGGCUCAGCAUUAAGAAAUGCUGUUAACCUGGCAGUAUUAAAACUGAAUGAGCAAGGCCUCUUGGACAAAUUGAAAAACAAAUGGUGGUACGACAAAGGAGAGUGCGGCAGCGGGGGAGGUGACUCCAAGGACAAGACAAGUGCACUGAGUUUGAGCAAUGUGGCUGGAGUCUUCUAUAUUCUUGUUGGAGGGCUCGGGCUGGCCAUGAUGGUAGCUUUGAUAGAGUUCUGUUACAAGUCCCGAGCAGAGUCCAAAAGCCUGAAACUUGCAAAGAAUACUCAAAACUUUAAACCUGUUCCCCCAACAAACACCCAGAACUUCGCCACCUACCGAGAAGGAUACAACGUGUAUGGAACAGAGAGUGUUAAAAUCUAGGGGUAUGAAUGAGAAUCCACUAACCCUGUACUGUGGGUCUUACUGUAAAUUUCAUAAUUGACUUGGCAUUUAUAUUUUUUAUUAAUUUACUUUUUUUCAGUUUUUCUGUCGUUUCUUUGUUUAGGUGUCAGACAUUUUCUGUUUGCAAUUCGUUUAAUAGUGUCCGUCUGUUUUCUUGAAUGCGGUGUGUCAAUAACAUGCCCUUUCUAAUUGGAUCUGCUCUGUCUUACUGCUUUCCAGAACACUGUUUUUCUAAAUAAAAUAAGCCUGCCAUUUCAUGGAAUGUGUAAAAGCCAGAACAAGCCAGAACAGUCAUUAACUGAUACUAACCAACCCAAAACUCACUUAGUAAAAGCACCACCGCUUGAAGGAGGGGAAGUAUGGGGUGAGCCAUGCGAUUGUGGUUUGCACUUAGUUGCCUCUCUUAGCUGGGGGCCCACAGAGAGUGCUGUAUUGGCCUUUGCGCUCCUGUGUUUUGGUGGUGGGGUGGAAUUAGCUGGGCAUAGCGGAUGUCAGGCAGAGUUUGGUAACAUCAGCUGCUUGGGAUAGCAUGUGGAAAGAUCUUCCUUAUUGGUAGGUGGGUUGCAGUGGUGAGUCCCACAUUCAAAAUACAAUAUAAUACAGAUAAAACAUAAAUAUAAAAGAUAACAGACUUGUCAUUUAACCAACCCAGGGAAAUCCUGAGCAAAUCUGGAAGUAUUCUUCUGUUUUUCGAUGACACUGAUGUCAACCCAAUCCAGACCCAUUUUGUCUUAGCAGGACUCAAGCCAGGACAGAACCGCUGGCAACGCGAUUAAUUAUGACAACGAGUGCUUGUUCUGCUUUUGCCCUUUCCCCUGUUCUGUUGCAAUGUGGUGGUGGAGGGUCAUUGUCUCUGUUUUCCUCUGCUGAACAGCUGGUGGGCCAGCAGCUGCACACACGUUAAGGGUGACAUCUGUGACUGGGAGCGAUGAAGAGAAUGGCCGUGCCAUGGGCCUCGACAACCCACGGUCACUGCACGCUGCCCCCCCCCCCCUCCCCCUGGGUGUCAGGCCUGGCACGAUAAUCGUUGACGAUGCAACUGACUUGUUAUUUAAAAGAAGUGAAUUCUUCCUUCAGUGCCUUAUGGAUCAUUCACAGAGCCACAACAGCAAUGCAACUCCUCACAGUAGUAUAUUGCUUUGCUUGAUAAAAGAAAUGGAGAAAUGACACAUUUUUCUUCAAAUGGGAAAUCGUACUUUCUGGUUCGGAUAAACUAUUUCAAGAACAAAAGUGAUCAUUAGCUGCCCCUGCACAACAGGACACGCUGUUCAUGUAGACAAUUGGAGAAUAUAUCUAAGUUAAGAAGAUACGAUGGGAGUGGAGGGAGUCUUCUUCCUUGGUUUAAAAUCUCCUCAUCUUCAUGCAGUUUGCUGACUUUAACGUCCCUUCGGCAAGGCAAGGCAACAUGUGGUGUAUUACAGAAUGCUCUAGGUUCCACAUUUUUGUUUCACAUUACUACAUUCAAAAUAGAAUUUCUGUUGGUGUGCUUCUCUCACGAAAGAACAGGACACCAAUCUUCAGGCAGUUGUUGCUUUUAAAAUGUAUUAGCACAAAGCUAAUGUUAAAAAGUGGGGAAAAAAUGUUUUAUUUAAGACCCAAAGAAUUUAUGUCCUGCUGACCGUAUAGAAAUUGCCUAUCAAAACUGUAUGUGUGAAAAAGGUGUGCAACUUUGUUUACAUCUAGUAAAGCCAACUGCAAAAGGAGUGCACGGAAUUCAUUUGUCAUGAAAGCAAUUUCCAAACUUGAUUUUGUGCCAGAUAGCUACUUAGCUAAUAUCAAUUCUUGGGGGAGGGUGGGGGGGAGGCAUAAUUGUGAGUUACUAAAACAGACUGUUCAAAAGAGCACCUGCAUAUUAAUUACCUCUAAUGUGACAGCAUAUGGUUUUAUAGUGUGAAGUGUUCUCUUCCUGGCAGUCGCGCUGAUGAAAGGUCAUUUGAAUGUACAAGACAAGGGAUAUAUACUGGAAAGAACAAAGCGACAUCCAAUUCCUAAGCACUUGUCACACCAUGUUACAAUUUACAAUGCUUGGGAUACAGAGCAGUAGAGCUCCCAUUGCCAGCUAUCAUUGAGUUCAAUACUUGUGCUAAAUUCAUUUCUACAAAGACCUGCCAAUGCCUUUACAAAUUUUUAGAUCUUAGUUUUUGUUUUUAAGAUGGACAUUUCUGAAUCAAGCUGUGUUAAGUUUUUUUUGUUGUGCAAAAUUUGGCAAAUAUUGGAAACAAGGAGGCAAGGAGGCAAGGAAAUUGUAACACAUUUCAAUCUAGAGAUACCCCUGUUAAUAUGUUUUACUUUCUCAAAGAAAACUAGGAUUCCACUGUCUUUAAGAAAUGUAAAAGAAAGAAAGAAACUGUGCUUUAUGAAUAUAACUCAAAAAUAUUGCAGAAAGAUAGUUUUCUAUAAACUUUUUUUUUAAAAAAAAAGAAGAAAACAAUUUAGAAAUAAAUGAAAAGAAUUUAAUGUAAAGAAAACUGUACACUUGUUCAAACAAAUUUCACGAGAGCAAAAGCUUUUCAGGUGGGAGUUUGUUUAGAUUUUUCUUACUUUUAAAACUGCAUGUACAAAGUGGUGAUUGCGUAACAAUCCUUGCUAUUUACUUAACGCUGCAGAAGGGCAGCAGUAGUAACUCCAGGACUUUUUUUGUUUUGUUUUUGUAACUACACUUCAGUGAAAAGAAAAAUUGCCAAGCAGCCUAGCGAUUAUAAAAGCAUAAAAAUAAUAAAGAAAAAAAAUAAAUAAAACUGCAUGUGAGAACAUAAAUAAAUGAUAAAGCCCCAUUAAUGAGGUAUUGUACAAAGAAUUUUAAUACAUUUUGUAAAUAAACUGUAUAGAAAAU
Molecule: messenger RNA, 6032 nt
Organism: Acipenser ruthenus (sterlet)
Lineage: Eukaryota; Metazoa; Chordata; Actinopteri; Acipenseriformes; Acipenseridae
Product: glutamate receptor 3
Exons: 15
Coding region: 518-3178 (886 amino acids)
Biological process (GO): modulation of chemical synaptic transmission; synaptic transmission, glutamatergic; monoatomic ion transport
Cellular component (GO): dendritic spine; postsynaptic membrane; plasma membrane
Molecular function (GO): AMPA glutamate receptor activity; transmitter-gated monoatomic ion channel activity involved in regulation of postsynaptic membrane potential
Source: RefSeq, a predicted model, not a curated record